AUGGCAGGCUCUUCAAAGACGAACAAGAAAAAUGGCACAACGGGGUCUUUGGGAUCAGCCGCCCAAAAGACCCUCUUUUCCUACUUCAAGCAAGCACCCGUGCCUGCUGAACGAACAACACCCACACCCACCGAAAAGCCAGUAACGGAAUCGUUGGCGGUCCGAGAACCAGAAUCUAAAGAAGAAGACGCGAUGGACAUUGACAAUGAGUCGCAGAACGCUUCAGAUAAUGUAAAAGAAGAAGUGUCCUUGCAAGGUCGCCCAAGGAAACGAGCAAACUACGUCGAAUCGGAGGACGAUCACGAAGACUCACCAUUACCUUCUUCUACUCCAGGCAAGAAUGAGCAGACAAGAAAAAGAAGGCAGAAGAAACGCAUUAUCGAUGAAGACGACGAAGACGACGAAGACGACGAGUACGUGCCUGCCGCCAUUGGCAAUGACAGUGACCACGAUGAGGAUACUUAUGUGCCUGAGCACUUUGAUGAUAUGGAUGAGGACGAGAUCAAAUCGCCUGUCAAGCUGCAUAAAUCUCCAGCCGCCGUGACACCACUCCGUGAACGAUUCCAGUCCAUAUCGAUGUCUCCAUCAUUGAAAAGACCAAGUAGUAAAAGCAGCCAAAUGCUUGCAAACUUGUCAACGAGUGAGGCACAGAAAAAGGAACGUACGCAAAAGUUCAAGGAAAAGAAUGACGUACGAUACUCAUGGCUUGCAGAACAAAAGGAUGCCAAUGGAAACCCAGUGGGAUCCCCCGAGUAUGAUCCGCGUACUUUGUAUAUACCUAAGCAAGCUUGGAACAAUUUCACGCCAUUUGAACGACAAUAUUGGGAAGUCAAAUCCAAGCAGUGGGACACGCUUGUCUUUUUCAAAAAGGGGAAAUUCUACGAGCUCUACGAAAAGGACGCAGAUAUUGGUCAUCAGAUUUUCGAUUUGAAAAUGACCGAUCGUGUCAAUAUGCGGAUGGUUGGUGUACCCGAAAUGUCAUUCGAUUACUGGGCUGCCCAGUUUAUUGCAAAAGGACAUAAAGUGGCGCGAGUGGAUCAGAUGGAAACGGCAAUUGGAAAAACCAUGCGCGAGAAAACGGAACAGAGUAAAGCUGACAAGAUUAUCCGACGCGAGUUGACGUCUGUCCUGACUGCCGGCACAUUGGUCGAUGCUGGGUUAUUAACGGACGAUAUGAGCACUUACUGCAUGUCAAUCAAGGAAUAUUGUCCAGCGGAAAAUUUGCCACCGACGUUUGGUAUUUGCUUUGUUGACACUGCCACUGCAGAAUUCAAUGUGGUGACUUUUGAGGAUGAUGUCAAUCGCACCAAAUUUGAGACAUUGAUUAUGCAAAUCAAACCGCGAGAACUUGUGACAGAAAAGAACCGAUUGAGUCAGUCCACCAGGCGCAUUCUCAAGAAUACGCUGGAUAGCCCCAUCUGGAACAUGCUUAUGCCUGAUAUCGAAUUUUGGGAUGCACGAACUACCGCUGACGAAAUUCGAAUUGCUGGUUAUUUUAACAGCAACCUGGAUAACGACGACUCUUGGCCUCAAGCAUUCAAGGCGGCUUUGGAAAAACCGAUACUGAUGUCGGCCGUGGGCGGCCUACUUUGGUAUUUACGAUCGCUCAAACUUGAUAAGGAAUUGGUGUCAGCCCGAAAUAUUCAUGCAUACGAUCCUAUCCGCAAUGCUUCGUCAUUGGUGCUUGAUGGACAGACGCUGGCCAAUCUUGAAAUUUUCCAAAACUCUUACGAUGGUUCGACGGAAGGCACACUGUUCAAGUUGAUUGGAAACAGUGUAACACCUUUUGGCAAACGAUUGUUUAAACGGUGGUUAUGUCAUCCUUUGCGACGAGCCGUCGAUAUUAACGCUCGCUUGGACGCUAUCGAAGACUUAAUGCGCAUGGUGGAUCUGCAUGAAGAACUGACCAACCAUCUUGCCGGUAUGCCGGAUUUGGAACGUCUUAUAUCUCGUAUCCAUUCCGGUCGAUGCAAGGUGAAAGAGUUUCUUACCACCUUGGAAGGUUUCAGGAAAACGCAACAAAUCAUUUCCUGUCUGCGUAGCUAUGCCGAUAAUCUUACAUCCGCUCUUCUUCAAAAUCUGGUGGAAAGCUUUCCAAACAUUGACGAACGUGUGGAGUUCUUUAGCCAAGCAUUUAUCACGGCCGAAGUGGACAUUGAUUAUCAAAAAAUGAUCUCCAUUAUCCCAAAAAAGGGAGUCAAUAAGGAGUGGGAUGCACUUAACAAGCAAAUCAAAGAUCUCGAAGUAGAAUUUGAUCGGUAUCUGUUACAGCUUAAAAAGGACCUUAGAUGCGCCAAGUUGGUCUUCAAAGAUCUGGGAAAGGAGAUCUACCAGGUAGAGGUACCGAAAGGUGUCAAGGUACCGCAAGACUGGAUCCAACUGUCCGCGACGUCCAAAGUGAAUCGUUACUGGAAUAGCAAAAUCAAGGGCAUGGUCACACAAUACAAGGAACUGCUGGAGACCAAGAAUGCGUUUAUCAAGAAUUUCACGAGCGAAGUGUAUGCUGAUUUUGACCAGCAUUAUGUGAUGUGGUUGAAUGCCGUGCAACAUAUUGCUCAAGUGGAUGCGUUGGUGGGGUUAGCCAAAGGAUCUAUGAAUCUCGGCGAACCGGCUUGUCGUCCGCAAGUCUUGGAACAGGAAGAAAGCGUCAUGGAAUUCGAAGAAUUGCGCCAUCCCUGCGUUGUACCCGGUGUUGCGACCGAUUUCAUUCCCAAUGAUACCCGUCUUGGUGGACAAGAACCCAGCAUCAUUGUUCUCACAGGUCCGAACAUGGGCGGAAAAUCCACGCUUUUACGUCAAACAUGUGUUGCCAUCAUCAUGGCCCAACUCGGCUGUUACGUCCCCGCCCGAUCGUGCCGUCUUACCCCUUGUGAUCGUAUUUAUACCCGUAUCGGUGCCAAUGAUAACAUUAUGGCUGGUCAGUCCACGUUCAUGGUCGAACUAGCCGAAACUUCGAAAAUUUUACAUGAAGCCACGCCACGCUCCAUGGUGAUUCUCGAUGAACUCGGCCGUGGCACAUCGACUUUUGAUGGUUAUGCUAUCGCCUAUGCUGUGUUACACUAUCUCGCAACGCAUGUCGGCUGCCUUGCAAUGUUUUCCACUCACUAUCAAACAUUAUGUCGAGAAUUUGAACGCAACCCGGAAAUCAAUAACAUGCAUAUGUAA
Molecule: messenger RNA, 3165 nt
Organism: Radiomyces spectabilis
Lineage: Eukaryota; Fungi; Mucoromycota; Mucoromycetes; Mucorales; Radiomycetaceae
Product: muts domain V-domain-containing protein
Exons: 15
Coding region: 1-3165 (1054 amino acids)
Biological process (GO): mismatch repair
Cellular component (GO): nucleus; MutSalpha complex
Molecular function (GO): mismatched DNA binding; ATP-dependent DNA damage sensor activity; ATP binding
Source: RefSeq, a predicted model, not a curated record